Molecule: messenger RNA, 3423 nt
Organism: Nematostella vectensis (starlet sea anemone)
Lineage: Eukaryota; Metazoa; Cnidaria; Anthozoa; Actiniaria; Edwardsiidae
Exons: 13
Coding region: 635-3103 (822 amino acids)
Biological process (GO): L-arabinose metabolic process
Molecular function (GO): alpha-L-arabinofuranosidase activity
Source: RefSeq, a predicted model, not a curated record
UUAGACUGUAAUCUGCAAAAUCGACUUUGUUGAUAGACAGUAUAUCGUUUUAUCUAUGUAUUUUUAAAGCCGUUUGAAGAAAAAAAAAAGAAAUCAAAUUAAUCAAGGAAGAGCGCAUGAAACCGCCAAAAUAACUCUAAACUGCAAAUAACCAAAUGUAAAAGAACAUAGAAGCCUAAAACCUGGAGUAAGAUCCAGUUUGUGAGACUGGUUCACCCAAUUGUUACCCCCCUAAAAUCCAACAAAUAGAGAACAAUGCUUCCACCAUCUACACCUUAGACAAUACAUUUAAUUGGCAUGAUCAAAUUCCAACGGGUAGAACGUCAGUGACACAAAGGGCAGCGAUGGUAAAAAUUACCUUUACAGCAGGUAACCUACAACUUAGACAAAAACUGGUAAACAUUUCAUACAAGAAAGAAGUGGAAAAAAAACUUCAAAUGAAUUGGAAGGGAAGACGAUUUUUUAGAAGAUUUACUAAAAUGUGAAGAUCGUUCGCCGCUGUAAUAGACCUCUGUGAUAAAAUCCCGCUUGUUAAAAAUUUUCUCAAGUCUGGCAAAACGGGUUUUUAUAUUUUGAGGUCAGGUUUUUAGAGCCGCUGUGAGUCUCUAAUGGGAGAAGUAUACAUCUUUAAAAGAUGACGCUACGUAGACAUAUGGCCGCUUUUCAAGGCAACAAAUACGAUAUUCUCCUCGUGUCUAUUUUCAUUUCCACCGUCGCCAUAGCAACAGUUGAAGGCAUUCCCCAACUGUUCGCUCCUGGAGUAACACGCCAGCACGGGGUUUAUAUAGAGAAGUGGGAAGGAGUUGAUACAUAUGAAAUUGAGAAUCUACUAAAGGACCCACGCUACCCCAACCUUCCUACAUGGCGCGGUUACGCAUCUGCCUUUACGCAACCGGCAAACUGGGGCGAAAAUUUCGGGACCCGGAUCAGAACCUACUUUGUACCGCAACAGAGUGGGCCCCACGUAUUCUAUAUCUCCGCUAACAAUCAGGGAGAAUUGUACCUGAGCAUAGAUGAGAUGCCUGAACACAAAAGUAUGAUUGCAAGUGUAUCUGGUAUAAGAUUUACAGAGCCUAAUGAAUUUGAAAAGUACGUGGAACAACGGUCUUGGACGGCACAGCUUACUAAAGGAAAGUACUACUACAUGGAGACAUUAAUGAAAGAAUACUAUAAUGAUGACUCCUUAGUGGUCGCUGUAAAGACCCCUGAUGGCAAAUUCUACGCACCCAUCCCCUCCCAGUUUUUAUGGACAACAUACUCAUCAUCAUCAUCAUCAGCAUAUAACCACACAUCACAGUUGCACCUAAUGAAGAUAGCGGCCCGAGCAGGAGCGAGAGCGGGGGCUUAUGCUGGAGAGUCAGCAGCUUCUCAUUCAGGGGCUCGUGCUGGAGCCGCAGCCGGAGCAGCAGCAGGAGCAGAAGGAGGAGCGAAGGCUGGAGCCGAGGCAGCCGCGAAAGCAGCAAGGAUAGUAAUGAAUAAAGCUAUCAGCCUUGCUCUAAAAGCGUACACAGGACCUGGUCACGUGAUCAAUAUUCAUUUGAAUAAGAAUGGAGUUACAUCUACACAAACGGUGGCAUCGCAUAGCGGUCCCCAAACCGUCGGGGGAACUUCUUCUGGGACAUCUACCGGGGGGCUAACGACAGCAGCCGGUGGCAGCACGGGAGCAUCUUCAUCGGGUGCCAUGGUUGGUGCAACAACUGGGAGCGCAAGUAGUGCUGGGGCUUCAGCAGGUGGUGGGGGAGGGGUCGGUACCACUGGCGGAUCUACAGGAGCUGCAGGAGGAGGAGGAGGGGGAACAAGCACUAGUACAGGAAGCUCCGGAAGCACUGGUACAUCGAUGGUAACUUCCGGUGGAGGUAUUUCCACAAGUGGAUCGUCCAGUGGUUCUUCUCAAUCUGGCGCUUCCGGCGGUAAGACGAUUUUCAAAGCCAUUCUUCCGGAUGGAACUGUCAAAGAAGGGAUGUUGUACGCAGGAAUGGAGGGCAAUGAAAACGAGGCAGUUUCCCAAGUGAAAGAUUUCGUGUACCAACCUAAAGCUGGUGAAGACCCUGAUGAGAUGGCAAGGAAAUUUGUGCAUCAUCUUGGCAUGGCGAAAAAAAUUGUUAUCGGGGCCAAAUACACGGUCCAUUCUACGGAUAUACCCGCGAAACAACCAGACGCGUCGCUCAAUCACUGUCUUAAGUCCAAGGGGAGUCAAAUGAUCGUAGAUAGUGGCUGCCAAUACUUCAUCAUCCGCAAGGGGCACGCUCUAAAGCCAUCUAAGAAAAUCUUGUCGCUAGAAUCAAUUUGCACCCCUGGAUAUUUCGUAGUACAAAGGAAUUUUAGGUUCUACUUGGAAAAGAAUGAUGGCACCGAUCGAUUUAAACGCCAAGCAACCUUAAAGGCACAAAAGAUUGUGGCGAACUACUUUUCUUUUCUCCUGAUGACCAAAGAUCACGACAUGUGGUUCCUCUGUGAGACGCCUAAAAAAACGAAUAAGUGGGUUGAAACCAAGCUCACAUUUGCUCAAACGUCUGAAAAGUUUAAAGACAGAUGCUCGUUCAACUUUUUCCCAUUACCAGUAGGUCAAAAUGACAUGGCCAAUUGUUAUGAUGUACUUGACGUAACAGGACCCAAAAUCCCCGGUCAUCAGUUAAAACAAGCAGCGACUGAAGCUAAAGAAAUGUGUGUCGCCAUUGAAUUUAAGAACACAAAGUUAAUCACCUUCAAACUUAUAACCGAUGUCAACGACAAAGAGUACUUGGUAUCAGAAGGAGUCUUCAAGCUGAGAGUGAUCGUCAAACGCCCUGAGCUUCAUCCACAGGUGUUAUUUAAGGCGGAAGAUCCGAACGGAGAAAGACGGAUUCUUCUAAACGGAGACAAGACGAUUGCAGUGGUGCCAAAAGAGCAAUGUGACGACUAUCUGAGUGUCGAGGUGACCUCGAAAAAGGCGACAUUCUCAAAGCCUGAGAAGGAAGGCAGUGUGCAUUAUCAUUACCACUACCACCCUGCAGUGGCGCCCAGUCCUUCUCCGCCUCCGUCACAGCAGACUGCAUGUUCUCCGGCCUGCCAGCCCACUUCAACUUGCCUCCCGUCAUGCCCUUCGGCCUGCUGUAGUGCAUAGUCCAAGAGACUCAUCUUAUUUGCACGUGGAAAUAUAUAGCCAUAUAAUACUAUAUAACCAAAGGUCUAUUAAACCUCCUACUUCGCGAGCCAACCUUAAGAAAUACAGCGUUAUGCUUUUCCAGUUCAAGUGGUUCUUGUUUGGUUAAAAUGCAAAAAGGACAUCAAAUAUAAUUGUUGGUAUGAACAAAACACAUAUUGUCAAUAAUGGUUUCUCUCUCCCUGUCAAGUCCCCCCUCAUCCAACCUCAUCGAGUUAUUAGAGCUUUUACACUAACAUGGAUUAUGACAAAUAAGGCAAAGAAACAAUGAAUGAGAACAA